AUGCAUCGAUUUUACCAACCUAUUCUACCUUCUUCAAAUCUUUUUCUUCAACAUAAAUGGGAUUUUAUAAAUUACGAAACUCACCGACAAAAAGUGAAAAACAUUCGCUCCAAGAUUGAUCAAACAGCCCCACGAACUUACCCCCACUUGUACUUAAGACCAAAGCAAUUGCAAUUAGAAAUGGAACGCUUCUGUACUAUCCAACGACAGAAUAAAUAUCUUUUGGAAAAAGUGGAGAAAAUACAUCGCUAUGGUGGGUGGAUUGAUACCGACAAUUCUCAACAUAAACCCAGGAGUAUCAACACAAUCGCAAGGCAGAAAGAAGCUGUAAGGGUUUCUUACGAAAAUCAAACAAUGCUCAACAGAAUUAAAGGCGAGCACACCAGCUACAACAGAAGUCAGCUGGAAAGCUCCUUUGCAAUGCAGGAAAAGUACAGAGCCAACAUUGACAAGUUUCCAAGAGAGUGGCAAGAGAUGAGUAAAGACAUGAAGCGAUUCAGGGCUGAUAUCAGGAAAAAAUAUAUUUAUCCCAAAUAUGGAAAACCAAAAUCUCAAAAGAAGAAAUUGAAAAAGAUAGAGCAAAAGACUGAGCCAGAACAGCAGCUUAUUGCAAGCGCCGAAGAACCGGAGAUUACCAUUUAUGUUCCAGAAGCAGCUGAGUUGAAAGAGGAACCGAAACAUCAUGUGACAAUUUUGGAACGCAUAAGAAAUAUUUUUGCAAGGAAACAUGACGAAACUCAAAUUGAAAUUCUUGCAGAGAAUGGAAAAGAAGGGGAGGAUAGUAAACCUAAAGAUGAAAUACAUCAAGAUAAGGAAAAAGACGAUAAAAAUCAAGAUAAAGAAAAGGACGAUGCAAAUCAGGAUAAAGAAAUGGAUGAAACAAAUCAGAAUGAGGUAGAUCAAGAUAAACAAAAGGAUGAAGUCAAUCAGAAUGAGGAAAAUAAUAAAGCAAAUGAGGACCAGAAAAAAGAUGAAAUAAAUCAAGAAAAGGAUGUAGAAAACGACGCAGAUGAAGUGGAAGAGGAUACCAGAAACUCUUCAGAUAUAGAUAAUUUUACAUCUUCUAAAAAUUCAAAAUAG
Argiope bruennichi is the source of this 1080-nucleotide messenger RNA. RefSeq lists its product as uncharacterized. The transcript has a single exon. The coding region runs from base 1 to 1080 and encodes 359 amino acids. The record is from RefSeq and is a predicted model, not a curated record. NCBI's taxonomy places the organism in Eukaryota, Metazoa, Arthropoda, Arachnida, Araneae, Araneidae.